Bacillus rossius redtenbacheri is the source of this 2928-nucleotide messenger RNA. RefSeq lists its product as uncharacterized. The record is from RefSeq and is a predicted model, not a curated record. The transcript is spliced from 6 exons. The coding region runs from base 223 to 783 and encodes 186 amino acids. NCBI's taxonomy places the organism in Eukaryota, Metazoa, Arthropoda, Insecta, Phasmatodea, Bacillidae.
UGUCUCACGCGCGGGGGUCGCGCUGCUGAGUUCCUGCGCUGCUUCUCGGGCCUCAACCCGCCUGCUCGAGGUCUGCCAUGAGCCUGCCGCCGCGGCGACCUCCGUCCUCGGCUAUGAUUGCAAGCUUUUGAAUCUUCUUUCACAUCUCUGAGGAGGAAUUUCUUACUCUAUGGCCACUCGUGAGAUCUCUAUUUUGCUUUAUGUAGGCCCGAUGUGUUUUUCAUGGGGUAUGUGAUAAUCGAAUGUGACCAGUACCAGUUCAUCUACAACUCCAGCCUACCAGUGCAGUGCCGCUUCAACAGAGACUGCUGCUUCGGCAACUGCUGCAUCGUCAACAAGGACCACCGGGAGCUCUGGGAGACCUGGUACUUCUGGUUCGGGGUGACGCUGAUCUUCCUGUUCGUGCUGACGUCCGCCGCGUCGUUCCUGCUGACGUCGUGCAAGCGCAAGCAGCACAACCUGAUCCGCAUCCACAACCUGACCUCGCCGCCCGGCGCGCCCGCCAUCAGCGCCGUCAGCGGGCCCGGGGGCAUCAUCCAGCCGCACUUCGCGCAGAAGGGCGCGCUGCAGGAGCCCGUGCGCGCCACGGCCUUCAUCGGCACGUCAGACCUGCUGGUGGAGGACUUCGCCGGCCCGCUGGAGCCGCCCUACCCCGCCAUGCAGCCAGUGACCAUAGUGCGAGGCAGCGCGCCGCCCGAGGGCUUCCGCCAGACCACCACCUACACGGAGCUGGUGCUGCCCCCGGGCUACGUGGACAUGGAGCACUACAAGCACCCCCUGUAGCCACGUCUCUCUCCACUCCACCUCCGCACUCUUUACACACAUUAUGUAGAGGUGAUCAUUGUUACUUACGUAUGGAUCUCCUGAACACAAGGUAACCUCACUACCACUGAAAUACAUAAAGGUGGAGUUAUAAGAUAUUCAAAACAUUUAAGUCACUAAAUUCUAGGGUUGGUGGGGAACAAAACAUAAAUAGGUGUGAGGCCACAUCAUGUUUGACGAGCAGGGGUGGAUCCAGAGCCAAGCAAGGCCUCGCGCCACCCUUUAUUACGGGUCAAAAUAAAUUAAGAAAACUCCAGUCAAAAUUUUAAGUUCAAAGUUGAUUGAAAACAUGUUGCUUCAAAGAGGUUUUUUUUUUUCUAAUUUCCGGGGGCACCUUCACUUCCGGAGGCAAUUCUCUACCCCACAGGCCUCCCGGCAAGGCUGUUCUCCAAAAUAUCAUGGCCCAUGAAAGUAAUUGGCUCAGGGCUCAGAGGCAUACGAAAGGGAAAAGAGAGAGGGCAUAUGCCCCCCCCCCCCAUAAUUCCUAAAAACAAAUAUCAUUCCCAUCAGCAAAUGGAAACAUUUGGAAAACUGGUAGUAGGUAAAGUGGUUCUACCCCUGUUCACCAAAUGUAAUCAUGUGUAUGCUCUUGCCAGGGCCUCGCCAAGUCCAGGGCCGCAACUGGUUGCAAGUGAAACAUGCAAAUAGAAGUAUGAGGUAAGGGUGUGUGCAAGUAUGUGUGUGAACAAGUAUGCAAGUGAUUUAGAAUGCGAGUACGCAAGUAUGUGAGUAUGCAAAUAUACAAGUGUGAUGUAAUGGUAACUUAAUGCCAUCAAAUUCCCACGCUUCAGCCCCCUACACACUUUCGUUAAGCUCUGAUGAUGUCAUCGCCUCGACCUAACCAACAGGCUGCACGGAAAUUUCACUAAAACGAAAACUCACUUAAGUUCACAAACUAUAAGAUCUACUAAUUUUGUAGUGUAGGUACUCUUCCGUGGCAAUAUCCUAGAAUAGUAUUUAUUAGUAAAACUUGUCAUGAAAAACUUUGUUGAUUAGUUUAAUUGUAGCUUUUUUAACUAAACUAUCUUACUCGUUCACACCACACAAAAAAAAUGAAGGUAGCAUAACAUAAUAUUCACUGGAUUUAACUGGGCCCAUAACUUGAUACAAUUGUGUUGGGCUUAGAAGGGCCAUUUUGAAAUAAGUACUCACCACAUUCAUACAGGCGUGCUUUAUUUUUCAUCCUGUCGUUGCUUGUUUCUUUCCUCGGACGGAUCACAGGCUCUCUGGGUGUUCUGAGGAGUCCCAGAGAUGUGGCAGGUUCAGAUAUGCGCCCUGAGUGCUCACUGGAGGGGCUUGCCUUUGGGUCACUGCGGGUUGUUGUAUGAGCUGAGAGAGCUGCGGUGGUGUCGAUUCUGGGAUGGGUUCCCUCAUAUCAUCACAGCCCUUCCCCAAACAUACUGUGUACCGCGCUGAACUGGCAUACACACUCCCCUCGCCGUAUGGGGUCCUGUCAAUCCGGUGCUACCCAUUCCAGGGUGUAUAUACUCGACCUGCAAGGGACAAUAUUAGUGUGUAAUAAAUUCUGCACAGUUUGACAACGUAACGGACAUUUCGACGAAAAACAACUAUUUUACUGGAUGCGAAAAAGUUUCAUUUGAAAACUUACACUUAUUAACUUGAAUGAUGAGAUUAAUUAUUAAAAUACACAAUAAAUGUUCACGAUUGUAACAAACAUGGUAACGAAAAACAAAAUUUGUCUUGCUCUCUACAUUAUUCUUUGGUCCCCCUCCACCCCCUGCCAUAAUUUUGAGAGCUUUCUAUUAAAACCCUGCACCAUCGAGCAAUCUCCACAUUACCUCCGAUACCUCUACUCACUUCCGUUGCCCAGUAAUGAUGGCAUCGCUAAACUUACUCUAUUGGUUGUAAAAUGUUUUUCCUUCAAAAAUAUUUUUUAUCACCUGCUAUUUUUUAAAAAUUGUUUAUGGUUGCUCUUUUUUAGUGUUCAUAUGCUUAGCACAGUUAUUUAUUAAUACCUACGAUAAAUUCUGAAGUAAUUAUGUAGAUUAACAUAAUUAUUAAAUUUUUACUGUAUGUACAAAAUAAUGUAAAAUAAACGGGUUUAUGUACCAUAUUGAAAUAAAUAUUUUAAACUACAGUACAAAA